AUGCCGACAGAGUUAGAAGAGCUCGUGGGCUUCAUCGCUCAUCCAAACCCCCAAAUCAGGGCCGUCGCCAUAGAGAACCUCGUCCCGUUCUCAGAAACUGAACCUUCCAUCUUCAAAACUGAGCAACUCAAGCCAGUCAAGCACCUCAAGUUCCUUGUCCGGGACAUUCCGAAAAUCGCCGAACAUGCCUUGACAAUCCUCAUCAAUUUGACAGGAGACCAAGAAAUCCUCGAAUUUGUAGCGACAGACGAAAAGUUUCUCGAAAUGGUCUUCUCACACAUCGUCCAUCCCGAAGAGCCAAACGCAGACCUUUUAGCCAUGCUCCUAGCCAAUCUCUCCAAGCACUCCCACACCAAAUCCAUCCUCCACAGAACCCAAGAAACCCCCUCCCAGCUCUCCUCCUCCGACCGCGUCAUCGACCACCUCAUGGACCUCUUCGUCAAGGGCCAGGACGGCGCCUACAACAAAAAGGCAGACUUUGACUACCUCGCCUAUGUCUUCGCCGACCUCGCCAAGCACGCCGACGUCAGGCAGUACUUCCUCGCCGAGCAGCCCUACGACGGCGUCAUCCCCCUGACGAAGCUCAAGGUCUUUACGGAGCACAAGUCUGAUAUCCGCAGGAAGGGCGUCGCCAACACCAUCAAGAACGCGGCGUUUGAAGUUUCCGCUCAUCCGUCGUUUUUGUCAGACUCGGGGAUUGAUAUCCUGCCUUAUGUGCUUCUGCCGAUUACCGGCAAUGAAGAGUACGAUGAUGAUGACUCAAUGGACAUGCUGCCCGAUUUGCAGCUCCUGCCUCCUGACAAGAAGCGUGACUCGGAUACGUCCAACAUCCAGACUCACGUCGAGACGUUGACCUUGUUGACGACGACGCGGGAAGGCCGUGACCUGAUGAGGAAGGUCAAGGUGUACCCCAUCAUUCGGGAGACGCACAUGAGCGUCAAUGAUGAGGGCGUCCAGGAGGCAUGCGAUAGGCUUGUACAGGUUCUCAUGAGAGAUGAGGCGCCGGAAGGGGCAGAGGAGGGUACAGAGGAGCGCGUGAAGGAGGUUGAAGCAGAUGAGGAUGACGAGCUGGUCGAAGUCUAA
This is a messenger RNA of Trichoderma reesei QM6a, 1083 nucleotides long. RefSeq lists its product as uncharacterized. Lineage: Eukaryota; Fungi; Ascomycota; Sordariomycetes; Hypocreales; Hypocreaceae. The transcript is spliced from 4 exons. Bases 1 to 1083 code for a protein of 360 amino acids. The record is from RefSeq and is a predicted model, not a curated record.